Dreissena polymorpha is the source of this 4146-nucleotide messenger RNA. RefSeq names its product ras-related protein Rab-30-like. Gene Ontology annotation, cellular component: trans-Golgi network. Gene Ontology annotation, molecular function: GTP binding; GTPase activity. NCBI's taxonomy places the organism in Eukaryota, Metazoa, Mollusca, Bivalvia, Myida, Dreissenidae. The record is from RefSeq and is a predicted model, not a curated record. The coding region runs from base 121 to 729 and encodes 202 amino acids. The transcript has 5 exons.
CAAACAUUACAGUAUGAAUUGAUACGGGUGUUAGGGCCUACUAGAGAGAUUUAACUGAUUAAAGAAAACAAAAAAGAACGAAAAGAUUUGACACCAAAAAAUCUGCAAAAAUUUCGACCAAUGGAAGACUACAAGUACUUGUUCAAGGUUGUGCUGAUUGGAGAAGCUGGUGUUGGAAAAACAUGCCUGGUUCGCAGAUUCACUCAGGGUUUAUUUCCCCCUGGCCAGGCUGCCACUAUAGGCGUGGACUUCAUGAUAAAAACAGUGGAGAUUGACGGGGACAAGGUCAAGCUCCAGAUCUGGGACACUGCUGGACAGGAGAAGUUCCGCUCCAUCACUCAGAGCUACUACCGAGCUGCACAUGGCCUAGUUCUGGUCUACGAUGUUUGCUCUCAGAACACUUUCGACGCUCUGCCCCAGUGGAUGGUCGACAUUGAGUCGUUUGCAAAUCAGAAAGUCAUGUCCUACCUUGUUGGUAAUAAGACUGACCGGGGUGAUGCAAGGGAAGUACCCACACACAUUGGGAAGCAGUUUGCAGAUCGAUACGAGAUGAAAUUCCUCGAAACCUCUGCCAAAGAGGCAGACAACGUGGACAAACUAUUUAUAGACAUGGCCACCAUACUUACUGAGGAAAUACGCAGUCGAAGACUGGUACCAGAUUCCCAGUCUGCAGACAUUUCAAAGGACACAAAAUCGAUAAGUUCAUGUGCUCAGUGUUUUAAACUCUAGAUCUGUGAUCUUGUAAGCCAAAAGCUAUCCAAGUUUUUUGUGUGACAUUGAACCAGAAUUUCUGUGCAUUUUGUGUAUGGAAAUUAUUGUUCUUCUUAGGAAGGGCAUAAUAUUCACUGAAGGUUGAAAUAAUUUCAUUUUUGAUUUUUAGCUGGACUAUUCUUCCAAUAGUCCACGCUAAUCUACUCAAUCAAAUGUCGGCGUCGGCGACUGUGUAUUGGUCCAGAUAAGGUUAACAUUCAUCAUCUCCAUAUCAGUAUCUUCACACAUGUAGCUUACAUACAGACCUAGGUUUGAGUUGCAUUUUGCCCUGUUUAGUCAAGGUCCAUGUUUCUUUAGAGAAAAAGGUUUCCUUCAAUAGCUUGUCUGGAUGGUGGUAUAUUGCUGUAAUUUUAUGUGAAGGUACAGGUGUACUUUAUAUGCAGACCUUUCUUAGCAUGUUCAAUUUAACUAAAAUAAUUUGUUAAAAAAAGAAUUUUUUUGGCAUUGUCACAUUUCUUGUUUUAAUAAAUUACUGUUAAUGUUUUAGUUUACAUAAACCAUUAUACUACCGGUGCUACAGAUGUUCAGCUUUGUGGUUAUCUAUUUGGUGACAGAAAUAUUACAUGAUACUCACAAAGCAGAUGAAUAGUUGGGCAUGCUGUCUAGGGUAGCUCUUGUUAACAGAUUUAUUUAGUCAUUUAGACUGUACUGGCUUUAAGAAAUUCAGGAGUUGCAAAUACUUGUAUUUAUUUAUUUUUAUUUCAACAUUAUUUUAGUCAAGUUUAGUUGUUUGCUAUUUGUUGCUGUUUGCCUUUUUUAUUUUUUGGCCAUCCACAGAGUGAAAGUCCAUCAAUCAAUUUAUGCAUCAUAACCGUACCAUUAUUGAGGCAAUGUGAAUAAAACGUUUCACAAAUUAUCAAUAUAUGGAGAUGGUAUGUUGUUUCCCUUUUUGAAAGUUCAUUGUUACAUGCAUGUACCAUUCUCGUAUGGUGUUACUUAUUUAGAAACGCUAAGCUCUGUGCAACACCUAUUAACAUAUCUCACAGUUUGAAGUCAAAAAGACCUACAUUUUAAUUAUUGAAAAGAUACAGCUUUAUUGGAAUUUCAUUAUUUAUCAGGAAAUAUUGAAAUUUAGUCAAGGUUGCCGUAUUCUUAGAGCAGGUAUUAGCAACACUAUUUCCUAAGCUCUAAGGUCAAUGCAACCCAGAGAUGUGAAUGUUCAUCUAUAAGCAUAAGGAAGCUUUCUGUGGCCGAACAUGUGUCGUUUUGGGGUAAUUGUAUCUGUGAGCCUGUGACGAAUAGUCAAUACUUUAAGGUUGUACAUAAACAUGUUAUAUUUAAAAAAAAUACAAAUAAUGUCUACUUGCUUAUGUAUUAUUUUGUUCUAGUCAUUUUUACCUUUUAUUGCUUUAUUUGUUUCAUGACAUAAAAUUAACGUGUUAUAAUCAUAGCACUUAUUAUUUAUUUGCUUGCCAAAUAUUGCCAAAGAACAGUGGCUGUUGUUAAUGGUUUUGUUUUGAUUAUUUUGUUUUAAGUAGUUGGUUAAGGUAAAACAUUGUGAAAUAUUUGUUCAUUAUGAGUUUGAUUGUUUACUGUUAUGCAUAAUGGUUAUGUUGAUCUCCAUAAAAAUUAUGUAUUUGUAAUGUUCAUUGUAAUUCUGAAUUGCCCUUCCAGUUAAUAUUAGCAGCACGGUAGGAAACAGAAUUCAGGAAGGCAUGUGCAUAAAGUGUUGUCCCAGAUUAGCCUGUUCUGUCUUAUUAACCACUGCACAGGCUAAUCUGGGAAGAUACUUGACACAUUGGCAUUAGGCCUUGUUACCCCAGAGUGUUGCUCAUAUAGAUAAGAAUUGUCUUCUUUAUAAUAUUAACUUUUUCAAUGACUUGUAUUGGUUCUAUGAUGCAUAGGCAUCUUAUGCAUGUGCCAAAUAGUAAGCUUCUAGUGAGAGAAGACUGGUGUGACUGUCUUCCAGUAUACCAUGAUAAGGUAUUUCAUACCCUGAUAAUAUGAGGCUUGUUCUGAGAAAACUGUGCUUAAUGCAUGUGCGUUAAGUGUCAUCCCAGAUUAGCCUGUGCAGUCCACACAGGCUAAUCAGGGACGGCACUUUCUGCCUAAACUUGAUUUUUGGUAAAGAGGGACUUCCUUGAAACUAAAAAUACCAUAAAAGCGGAAAGUGUUGUCACUGAUUAGCUUGUCCAGACUGCACAGGCUAAUCUGGGACGACACUUUAGGCACAUGCAUUAAGCCCAGUUUUCUCAGAACACGACACAUAUAAUUAAAGUAUAUUGUUUAAAAAGAUUGUCAAACAAAUUAUUUUAAUCUUGCACAUAUGUGCCAAGAUGUUCAUUUUGUUGUGUCUUGUUGUAUGUACUAUUUUAUAACAAAAUUAUGAAGUAUCAAUUACCAGCCAAUUAACAACUAUAUAGAGCUCUAUAUGUAUAUGUUGGAGUUUAACCACGAGGGAGGUACCCCAAGAAGGACUUAACAUAGUUUAUUUGUCUUUUAACAAAACAAAUCUGAAAAUGUUGACAAUCAUGAUCAGAAAGAUUGUUCUUGGAAAUCAAAGAAGAUCUAUAUCUAGGAACAUGAGCUAAACAAGGAUAUACGUGUCCCUAAAUAAAAGUGUUAAUAUGGUAUUUAAUGUAAAUAGUCACAUAUAUCUGCUGUAUCUGAAAGUUUUUAUUGUUUUUAAACACAUCAAGCCUGUUUUAAGUGUUUAUACAGCAGUACAAGCCAUGAUUUACUAUUUGUAAGCCGUACUUAUAAUAACUUAAACAAAAGAAAAUGACAAAUAAUGCAUAAGGUUAUUGCGUCUGGUUGUGUUCUUAAUUUUAUUGAUUGGCAUUUGAUGUUUUGUGAUUGUCAGUUUCUUGUCUAAUUUUAUAUGUUUACUACAUUUAUUUUUGUUAUCACUUAUAAUGACAGUGUUGUGUUCACGAUUAAGUUGUAUUUUACUUACAGUUUUGUUUUAUGUGAAAUUAUCAUAGCUUUUAAACAUUUACUGCAAUAACUUACAUUAUUAUAUUGCCUUUAUUUAAUCAGCAUGGUAUACAAUAAGUGUUUGCUAGUGUUUACUAUAAAUGCAUGCUCCAACCCUAAAGUUUUACUAGCUGAAUCAGCUUUAUGGCAUUUGUCCAGUCUGGCGAGUUUAUUUUUAUUUUAAAACUGUCACUGCAAUGUUAAGCAGUCUUCUUACAUGAUUUGUUUUACUAUGCAUAACAUACACAUAUUGUGUACAUGUUGUUAGCAGUUAGCAGUUAGUUUACAGUGUCAACUUGUUUAAAUUGAUCUAGUCCUUAUUUGAUAAUAUUUGCAAAAUGUGUUCAUUUAACUAUUUACAUAAUUAAAUCAUGGUUUACAGGAUUAUUUUAUGCACUUCAUGUUUCUGUGUAGGCUUAUAUAAUUAUUUGUGCCAAAAUAAAAUGCAGUUUUGAAUAA